Messenger RNA from Maudiozyma saulgeensis, 1350 nucleotides. Lineage: Eukaryota; Fungi; Ascomycota; Saccharomycetes; Saccharomycetales; Saccharomycetaceae. The record is from the annotation of a GenBank genome assembly.
AUGUCUGCUCCAGCUCAAAACUAUAAGAUUGCUGAUAUCUCCUUAGCUGCCUUCGGUAGAAAGGAAAUCGAAUUAGCCGAACAUGAAAUGCCAGGUCUAAUGGCCAUCAGAAAGGCUUACGGUGCCGUUCAACCUUUAAAGGGUGCUAGAAUUGCUGGUUGUCUACAUAUGACCAUUCAAACCGCUGUUUUGAUUGAAACUUUGGUUGCUCUAGGUGCUGAAGUCACCUGGUCCUCCUGUAACAUUUACUCCACUCAAGACCACGCCGCUGCUGCCAUUGCUGCCUCCGGUGUCCCAGUCUUUGCUUGGAAGGGUGAAACCGAAGAAGAAUACGAAUGGUGUAUUGAACAACAAUUAUACGCUUUCAAGGACGGUCAAAAAUUGAACUUGAUUCUAGAUGAUGGUGGUGAUUUGACCUCUAUUGUCACCAACAAGCACCCAGAAAUGCUUGAAGGUUGUUACGGUUUAUCUGAAGAAACUACCACUGGUGUUCACAACUUAUACAAGAUGGUUAAGGAAGGUACUUUGAAGGUUCCAGCUAUCAACGUUAAUGACUCUGUCACUAAGUCCAAGUUCGAUAACUUGUACGGUUGUAGAGAAUCUUUGAUCGAUGGUAUUAAGAGAGCCACCGAUGUUAUGUUGGCCGGUAAAGUUGCUGUUGUCGCUGGUUACGGUGAUGUCGGUAAGGGUUGUGCCGCCGCUUUAAGAGGUAUGGGGGCUCGUGUCUUGAUCACUGAAAUCGAUCCAAUUAAUGCUUUACAAGCUGCUAUGGAAGGUUACCAAGUUGUCACCAUGGAUGAAGCUUCUUCUCAAGGUCAAGUCUUUGUCACUACCACUGGUUGUAGAGAUAUUAUCAACGCUGAACAUUUCCUACAAAUGCCAGAAGAUGCCAUCGUUUGUAACAUUGGUCAUUUCGAUAUUGAAAUCGAUGUUGCUUGGUUAAACGCCAACGCUAAGGAAUGUAUCAACAUCAAACCUCAAGUUGACCGUUACUUACUAUCCUCCGGUAGACACAUUAUCUUAUUGGCUGCUGGUAGAUUAGUCAACUUAGGUUGUGCUACUGGUCACUCCUCCUUCGUUAUGUCUUGUUCUUUCUCUAACCAAGUUCUAGCUCAAAUUGCUUUAUUCAGAGCUGAUGACGCUGAAUUCAGAAACAAACAUAUCGAAUUCCAAAAGACUGGUCCUUUCUCUAUUGGUGUCCAUGUCCUACCAAAGAUUCUAGAUGAAUCUGUCGCUAGAUUCCAUUUAGGUAACCUAGGUGUCCAUUUGACUGAAUUAUCUACUGCUCAAUCUGACUACUUAGCCCUAUCUAAGGAAGGUCCAUACAAGGCUGACCAUUACAGAUACUAA